CAUGCGCAUCACAAUCAUCUUCAUCAUCGUCAUCGCCCCUAAAGAAAAGGUGUUAUAGACAGUAUGACAUAGAUGAUGGGCUCGCAGAACAAUUUAUUAGCCGACUGGCGCCCUCCCCCUUUCUUUGCACAUUACUUUGACGCAUUCUCGUUUGUUUGUUUUCACAGCGGGUAAGAAUUUGAUUUGAACAGAUUAUGAAGAAGAAGAAAAAAAAAUGCCAAACACCACUCUCACAAAAGAAAAAAAAAUCACACAAAUUUUGGAAUCGCCAAAUGAACUGUGAAGAAGAUAUCAAAACACUGAGGCAUCACACCAAACGGUACGUACGGCUGAAUCAUGUGCUGUGUGGCGGGCCUUCUCUGGGCGUUUGAAAUGAGAAUGAAAUGCUGUUUGAUUUCGUUGAUUUUUUUAGCUUCUGGUAUGGGUGGAAAGGAAAAUGAUUGCGCUCGCCAGUAGUUGUUGGGGCGAAAGCAUAGCGAACGUAUCGGAUCUUCGUCUCCAAAAAAUCGAAUAUAUUUUUUGUUUUGGUUCGAAUGUAAUACGACGACGACAACGAGUUGUUAAUGCGUAAUGAUAGACGUUGGGAGAUUUUUAAAAUAUUCAAUUUUCUUAUUGGUGCUUCUGCUGGCCAAUGGUUUCCAAAUCGCCUGGAGCAAUGAUGAAACCUGCUGGAUAAAUGAGGAUGUGUGCAAAGUUCGAGCAGAAUUAUAUCAAAAUUUUGAAUUUGCCAAUGGCCUUGCCAUGCAAAUCGAUUGCCUGGAAAAACAAAGUGAAAAUUUGGAAAAUGAUUUGUUGGUUGUGGAUGUAGACGAAGGCGGCGCACAAAAACAACAACAACAACCGCAACAGCCAUCAACAGCAUCAGAAUUUUCCACAUUAUGGCAUCGCCGUUUCAUGGGCAUCCAAUCUGUAAUGCUGGACGGUUGCCAAACGCCAUUGAAUACACCAACUUAUGGUUUGGAAUUUCUACCGAUCUGUGCAAAUGUCACGAAAGUGGGUCUGCAAAAUUUUCACAUCGAUUCGUUGGCUCCGUUGCAAUGUGCUGGCCAACUGGAUCAGCUGGAGUAUUUGGUAUUACAGCACAAUGAAAUAGCCAGCAUUGAUGAUGAUUCCUUUGGCGGCCAUUAUCCCCAGCUGCGUGUCCUUGAGCUGCAGGGCAAUUCUCUGAAAAAGAUACAAAAUAAAUCUCUGCAGACAUUGAGGGCAUUGGAACACCUGAAAAUUUCUAAAGAAUCUGUGUUGAUGUUGAAAACGCCAGAUCUAUUUGAAUCGACCGCAGCCAUAAGCAUUUAUUUGGUGGAACUCAAACAAAUGACGUCAGAGAUUUUCCGCCACUUGCCCGAAACGCUGCAAACACUUUAUGUGGCGGAUACAGCCAUCGAUAAUGGUGGAGGUGGUGUGGCUGUCAAAUUGAUCAAUGCCCAUGCUCUUGGCAAUCUAACAAUAGCCCGCUGUGCCUUGGAAGCGUUUACACUGAUCGAUAAGCACUCAAGCGUGGCGGUGAUUAAUUUGCAGGGCAAUGCAUUGAAAGAAUUUCACGCCUAUGAAAAUCAAUUGAAAGAAUUGGAUUUGGGGGGAAAUUCAUUGGAUUAUUUUCCCCAUGAAUGGCUAAAAAAUUUGACUGCCCUAGAGCGGUUGUCGUUAAGGUCAAAUCGUUUACAUAUUUUAUCGCUUUUUGAGCUUAUGGACCGGCUACCGAAUGGCCACUAUGUCGAUUUGCGUGACAAUCGUUUGCAAACACUGCAGGAAGUUGACAAGGAGUUUCCCAGCUGGCAGACACUGCAAAUGCGUUUGAAAGCCGAUCACAAUCCCUGGGAUUGUUUGUGGUUACAUGACUUUGCCCAUGCCUAUCCGGAAAAGUUUCGCCUACUGCAAUAUGAUAAAUUUAUUUCAAGGAUAAAUGUCAAUGGACUGGAAUGUAUACCAUCUGAAAAUCCGCCAGCGCCACCAAUUGAAACAAAAAAACACCAAACUUUAGAAGAGUCUCCGCCAACGGCUGCUCCCCAAAUUCCCCCCAUGAAUGUACUAUACACUGCCGGUCCAAAUGGUGACCAAUGGGAGUUUAAACGCAACCAAAGAGCCGAGGCUCUCAUCAUUGUUUUUAUGUUGCCCCUGGGCAUAGCAUUCCUCUUCCUUUUACUCUACAUGUGGAUCUAUUGCCAGAAAAUGUUCCACCUUUCGUAUUAUAAGAACUUCUCCUGUGUACGCAAUCAAGUUCCGAUUGCCUCACAGCGUUUUGAUGUUGUACGCCAAUUACCACCACUUCCGAGCAGCGAACUAAAUGGUGGUAUACCCACAACGGUCGUAAAUGAACCCGGUGGCUAUGAGGUGCCCCUACAUGGCAUGUGUUCGGAAUGUAAUUGCAAAUCGUUGGCCUAUGAAAAUCAGGAUAAAUGCCAUAAAACUGUGCACAUAACAUAUGGCGAUACUUCACCCCAAGAGCUGCCUCAUCAAAUCUACGAAGAGAUUAUCAAUGUAAGCGAUAAUGAACAACAGAAAUAACAACAACAACAUCAACACCAACCUCAUGUCCACUACGAUCAUUUGUGUUUUGAAUAAACAAAGAAUAAACCAAAAACAAAUAGGUAGUUCUAAGUAUUUUUUUCUUCAUUAUUUUUAUUUUGUUGUUUAUCCUGCUGCCCCGCCACGGGCGCAGGUAUCGCUUUUGUUCACACUUCAUUUGAAAAUUAUUGACUGAUAAUAAAAACAAAAAAAUACGCCUCAAUUUUAAAGUGGGGUGGAUAACUGA
Musca domestica (house fly) is the source of this 2749-nucleotide messenger RNA. RefSeq names its product Leucine rich repeat protein. Bases 571 to 2502 code for a protein of 643 amino acids. NCBI's taxonomy places the organism in Eukaryota, Metazoa, Arthropoda, Insecta, Diptera, Muscidae. The transcript has a single exon. Gene Ontology annotation, molecular function: protein binding. The record is from RefSeq and is a predicted model, not a curated record.